UCGCUGCGCCCAUAGGACCUUUGCUUAAGCAGUGAAGAAAGAAAAAGAUGGCAAGAUCGCCCGAUAGACACAGACACCGUAGCAGGAGUCGAAGUGAAGAAUAUAGAUCAAAGAAGAAGAGCCAUCAUAAACGCAGUCGAUCCCCUUCCGAAGACACCCAUCGGUCACGAAAGAAGGAAAAAAAGAGCAAGAAGCAUAAAAAGCACCGACAUUACAGCGAUGAGGAAGACGAUGCGGAAAAGAGCUCUUUACGACCGUCGCUUGAAACUUUAGGUUAUUCAAACGUGAAUAAUCCAUUCAACGAUGUCAAUCUGGAAUCCAAGUUUGUGUGGACCAAGAAAAAACAAAAUGAUCGCAAAAAGGGACUGGAUCCUGACGAAAUCCGACGACGUGAGCGUGAACGACAACGAGAAGCAGACGAAGAACUAGCCAAACUGAAUAAACGACGAGCAGAACGUGAAGAGGAAAUGCGACUCAGAGAAGAAGAAAUGGCUCGUUUACAACGGGAUGCCGAAUUGGCACAAAUGGGUGAUUGGCAAGCAAAGGAAGAAGAGUUUCACUUGGAACAAGCCAAGAAACGAGCCGAGAUUCGUAUUAAAUCAGGUCGCGCCAAACCAAUCGAUAUAUUGGCCAUGAACUUGCGAUUGGCCAACGAACCUGACAAAGUGGAAGAAGAUGUUGAACUGGAAAUCGAUCUGGAGGAACCUUAUACUAUUUUUGAUAAUCUUACUCUGGAGGAAACCAAAGAGCUCCAUGAAGAUAUUCAGCUGCACAUUAGCCUGGAAAAGAAUGAAAAGACCUUGGAGUUUUGGCGUGCCAUGAUUGUCGUCGCUGAUGAUCGACUCGCGAAACUGCGUGAGGAUGAAAAACGAGGAUUAGCUGGUGGCGUGGAUGUGGCCGUCAAUGAAGAUAUUCACCGCGUAUUGGCCGGAAAGACGCAUUUCCAGCUUUCUGUCCUGCAAGCACAAAUUAUGAAGAAACUGAGCUCCAACGAGCCGGUGGAUGUGGAGUACUGGGAAACCCUGUUACGCGAGCUCGUGGUAUUCAAGGCCAAGGCGAAACUCACAGAUAUGCAUCAAGAGUUGUUAGCGAGCCGAUUAGAUCAACUAAGAACACGACAAAGAGAGGAGGCUUUGAAGGUGCAGGAAGAAUUGGAACGUAUUUUAUCCAUGCAGGAAGAAGCGGUCGAAGGCCGUGGCGUGCUGCCUGGAGAAGGUAUUCCCGUGGAACCGGUUGAUCAGGAGCUGACGGAGAAACAAGAUGAAGCCUUCAAUGUGCCAGAGAAGGAAGAGAUUACGACGGAACAGUAUGAUCGAUCCAUGAGCCCUGAACCUAUGCCUCGACUGGAUGCUGUAUCACGAGAUCUUCCGUUGCUGGAUCCUUAUGAAGACUUGAAACAGUUGAUGGAGCAACGACGCAAGGUACUGUCAAGCAAGAUUAUUCCCAUGAAAAGCAAAUCUCGACCUGAACCCGAAGCGGCCGAGGAGCAAAUGGAGCAGCAGGAUGCCUCGAUUGCAUCGGCUGCUCUCUUUGAACAAGAAGCUGCGCGUGGUGUGGAUGAAGACGAAGCUAUAUUUAACAUAGAAGCCGAACUUGCCAAACAGUCGUACAUGUGGCAAGACAAAUAUCGUCCACGCAAACCUAGAUACUUUAAUCGAGUUCACACCGGGUACGAAUGGAACAAGUACAACCAGACGCAUUACGAUGAAGAUAAUCCGCCACCCAAAGUUGUGCAAGGUUACAAGUUCAAUAUCUUUUAUCCUGAUCUUAUUGACAAAUCCGUUGCGCCUACUUACUAUAUCGAGAAGGAUCCGGAAUCACCGGAAACGGUACUCAUUCGAUUCCAUGCAGGUCCGCCCUAUGAAGAUAUCGCUUUCCGAAUUGUAAAUCGUGAAUGGGAAUAUUCCCACAAGAACGGGUUCAAGUGCAGCUUUGACCGAGGCGUUCUCAGUCUGUGGUUCCACUUUAAACGACAAUUCUACCGCAAAUAAAAUAGCAUUCCAGCACACCCUAUUCCUUUUUUUCUUCUCUCCGCCAACGUUUUGCAAUACUUCUGGAUGAUGUUAUUUAUUUAUUGUUUCUUUACAUACUUUUUAUUUGCAAUUCAGAGCAAGAACAGACAUGUUAAAGAUAUCAAAUAUAGAAACAGGUGAAUGGUCAUACAUUU
Radiomyces spectabilis is the source of this 2167-nucleotide messenger RNA. Its product is annotated as mid region of cactin-domain-containing protein. The coding region runs from base 48 to 1991 and encodes 647 amino acids. The transcript has 6 exons. Gene Ontology annotation, molecular function: protein binding. Gene Ontology annotation, cellular component: cytoplasm; spliceosomal complex. Lineage: Eukaryota; Fungi; Mucoromycota; Mucoromycetes; Mucorales; Radiomycetaceae. The record is from RefSeq and is a predicted model, not a curated record. Gene Ontology annotation, biological process: mRNA cis splicing, via spliceosome.